Bombyx mandarina (wild silkworm) is the source of this 3987-nucleotide messenger RNA. It is a transcript of the gene sdt, whose product is annotated as MAGUK p55 family member stardust. Lineage: Eukaryota; Metazoa; Arthropoda; Insecta; Lepidoptera; Bombycidae. Gene Ontology annotation, molecular function: protein binding. The record is from RefSeq and is a predicted model, not a curated record.
CGGAUCGCGAGUUGCUGUGGUUGUACAUUACGUUUCACAGUGUUUUCCAACACAGUUUCAAUAAUAUUUAACAACAAAUUACAUGUGUUUUGCCUAACGUACGGCCUGUUUAAAUAACACGAUACAAGUGUCGGUGUAUCCGACCUGUUUACAAGUGUAACAAUUGUGUAGUGAAUAGAAAGUUUUAUUGGUCACUGAAUUCUUACUGUAAGAGUAUCAGAUAUCGGGCACAAUAUAAUCCAAGAUGCGUUCCUCAUCGCCGUGGAGGAGCAGGCCCGGCAGCGGCUACAGCGGCUGUCGGCCCUCAAGCGAAUCACGCCCGUGGACAUGUCCAAGCUCUCUGUAGAGUUAAACAAAAGAAAACGAACUCAACCAGAAAACAGACCUGAGCUAAACGGGUAUAUAGCCAAUUCGACGGUCUACGUGACUUCCAUUAACGAAAACGGUGCUAUAGAAAGCAAGCCAACUAUAUCAUCGCCGAAAUCUCAACCUAAAGCUCUCCAAGCGAAACCAACACCGGUCAUAACGAACGGAAUCGACAACAAAGAGGCAAUAGAAGAAGAGAGAGAAAAACACGAGAACGAUCAGAGCGAGAAGAAGGAACUUAGUGACGAAAAAGAUUUAAGUGUGUGCGUUGUGAAUGAUGUGAUUAGUGAUGCGUACAGUGUUGCCCGUGAGCAUUUGAACAACGGCCGUAGUGAGAAACUGUUGGAUCAGCCCGAUCAUAGGAUCAGGGCCACUGCUGUUAUCGAGAGUAACAAGUUGGGACCGGGAGAGAAUCGGCCCCGAAGACGAUCCGGCUCCAGCAUCGUGGUGCUGGGCGCUGAGGAGGAGAAACGCCCGCCCCCGGAUGACGACAAAGAGAUGCUCUCGCUUUCUUCUGAUACCGGUCCCCACCGCGAGAUGGCGGUGGAUGUGCCGGACAGUUUCAUCGCUCGGAACAAAACUCCCCCCCGGUACCCGCCGCCGCGGCCCCCCCAGCAGGUCAAUGGCACAGCUAAGACUGCGGCUCCGGCCGUGCCCCCUCGUGAGGUAGCCAGGGACGCCCCUCCUCGACCUCCUGCCCAUGAUGUCUCUAAAGACCAAGUGGACUCCAUAAAGAAGUAUCAGGAACAACUGCGGCAGCGAAAAGAAGCCGAAGAAAGAGCGGCAGCCCAAAAUGAGUUACUGAGAAACUCCAUACGGAAUUCCAACAAACUUCAGAACUUAAGAACAAAUCCUCCGCCGUCGGGCGGGACUGCGUUUGUCAAUGACGCCUAUGAAGACGAUCUCAGCGAUGACUCGUCCCAACUUUACACGAUCAUUGAUUAUCAAGAAGUAUGCGCGGCGCUCACGAGAGUUCAAAAAGCACUGGCCGCCAGUGGUGAAACGGCUCUGGCAGCCAGGGUAGCGGGAGCUGCUGGGUCUCUGCUGUGUCCUGCGCUGAGGACCGUGUUGGCGACCAGAUCGGCAGUUUUGACAGCCGUGAGGCAGAAGAGACCAGGACUGUCACCUCCCUCCACCAAACAUGCUUCGGACAGCUUGAAAGACUGCAUGGACGUGUUAGGCGCCCAUACAACAACUGGAGGCGACACUUCCGCGAUAGCAGCGGAAUUGCUUUCGAUCCUCGGUGGACUGGAGCUAGAGAAUCUGAUCCAGGCGCACGACCAGGCCGCUGCUAUGCUAGAUCAAUCAUGCUUCACUCUAGGCAAGAGGCAUAAGAACGGGAGCGCCUAUAAGGACGAUAAAGGUUUGACGUCGCAUUCCCCGGACGACCCGAGCGAGCACAUCAAGAUUAUUAAAAUAGAGAAAACAAAUGAACCGCUCGGUGCCACGGUAAGGAACGAAGGAGAAGCCGUUAUUAUCGGCAGGAUAGUUAAAGGGGGAGCGGCGGAGAAAUCUGGACUCCUACACGAGGGCGACGAGCUGCUGGAGGUGAACGGCGUGGCGAUGCGCGGCAAGUCUGUGCACGAGGUGUGCCAGGUGCUGGGCGCGCUGUCGGGCACGUUGUGUGUGGUGCUAGCGCCGCGAGCGCGCUGCGUGCGGGCCGCGCCGCCGCCGCGCGUGCUGCACGUGCGCGCGCACUUCGACUACGACCCGGAGGACGACGUGUACAUCCCGUGCAGGGAGCUCGGUAUAAGCUUCCAAAAAGGUGACGUGUUACACGUGAUAAGUCGCGAAGACCCGAACUGGUGGCAGGCGUACAGGGAAGGCGAGGAGGACCAGACCCUCGCCGGACUAAUACCGAGUCAAGCGUUCCAACACCAACGGGAAGCAAUGAAGUUAACGUUAGCCGGCGAAGUGGCAGCCCGCGACAAGCCCAGGAAAGGCGGUACUCUGCUGUGCGCGAGGAAACCGCCGCGCAAGAAGAAGGGCAAGAAGGCGACCAGUGAAGCUGGAUACCCUCUCUACUCGACGUCUGGCGGAGACGGUAUGCACUUGACAGUCGACGAAUACGAACAAGAAGAGAUCCUGACGUACGAAGAGGUAGCUCUGUACUAUCCGCGCGCGUCACACAAGCGGCCCAUAGUGCUGAUAGGACCACCCAACAUAGGCCGACACGAACUGCGGCAGAGACUCAUGGAGGACGGUUCCAGGUUUGCCGCAGCCGUGCCGCACACGUCUAGGCCGCGUAAGGACCACGAAGUGCCCGGCCAGGAUUACCACUUCAUAUCGCGCACGCAGUUCGAAGCCGACAUACUGAACAGAAAGUUCGUCGAGCAUGGAGAAUAUGAAAAGGCUUACUACGGCACGUCACUGGAAGCGAUACGCGAAGUAGUGAACUCCGGUAAAAUCUGUGUGCUGAACCUGCAUCCUCAGUCGCUGAAGAUCCUGCGUAACUCCGACCUCAAGCCCUACACCGUGUUCGUAGCACCGCCCAGCCUCGAGAAAUUACGACAGAAGAAGAUCCGGAAUGCGGAGGCAUUCAAGGAGGAGGAGCUCAAAGAAAUAAUUGCAACUGCAAGAGAUAUGGAAUUGAGAUGGGGCCAUUUAUUCGACAUGAUAAUAAUCAAUAACGACACACAACGUGCCUACCAGCAGCUGUUGAACGAGAUCAACAGCUUGGAGCGCGAGCCGCAGUGGGUGCCCGCUCACUGGCUCAAGCACACCUAGCGAGAAUUCAACAUAGUUGCUAGUCCGGCAACUAAAAGACUGAUUCGAGUCGAAAACGAGAUUAGGCGACGUAACGUUAACGUGACGGAGACGAAACGUAACGUAACGCGAACGUAUACAAGGAGCGUCAUGUUAAAUUUUGUGUUUCUGUUCGAGAUAUUAACGCAAGUGAUCUUACAUUUGCUCGUCUACGUUAUGAAUGCUUGCGAUUUGAAAAGACACAAUAAUAAUCAUACGUCUAAAGAGAUUGUUUCGCGUAGAGCUAGAUGUACCGAUACGAGUACGAGUUUUGUAGAAAAUAUAGAAUUUAAUAAUGUGUUCCCGAAUUUAGUUGAUGAUGUUAAUAAAUGAAAAUUACCGUAGGGAUAUCUUAUUGUGUUUCGAUAAUUUACGCCAAAUAACUUUACACUCUGUCGACCCGGUCAGAAUCAACUACGGAAGCCGAAACGGUAUAAAUUAAAUAAGCCAUUAGGUACAUAAACUUGUAACUGGGAAUAAAAGAUUGGUGAUCUAAGUCUUGCUUAGUAAUUUAAUACUGCGUAAGCCCACAAUGUAAAGUAUGCAAUAAUUGGCGAUCUGUAAGCUUGUAAAAGUAAAUUCUAUUUGAAAAAUGUUUCGCGAAUUAUUUUACAUUUCAUUUAAUUUUUUUUUUAAAUAGACACCGUUUUUUGUAAUGUAUUUUUGGUUAAGGGACUACAACCGCGCGGGCUGCCGUCACGUGUCGUGAUGUAUACCGGCGAAUUUCAAUUUGAAGUAAGAAAUUAUUGACGCGUUAGCAGGUAUCUACAUAUGUAACCAUGCCGGAUAAGACUUUCAAUCUUCAAUGAAGUUUUAAAAAGAGAAGUUAUAUUAUCAUUCAAGUUGAUUAAAUUAAGCUCGAAUUUCAUUUUAAGU